Molecule: messenger RNA, 605 nt
Organism: Daphnia carinata
Lineage: Eukaryota; Metazoa; Arthropoda; Branchiopoda; Diplostraca; Daphniidae
Product: plasminogen receptor (KT)-like
Exons: 4
Coding region: 104-571 (155 amino acids)
Biological process (GO): positive regulation of plasminogen activation
Cellular component (GO): plasma membrane
Source: RefSeq, a predicted model, not a curated record
GCUUUACUGUGAUGUGAAAAGUAAACAAGUUGCGCAACAACAAAGCUAAUUUAUCGCCUGUGGUAUGAUUUUGUUUCAAUACUAACUCAACAAAGUUUUCGAGAUGGGGGGUUUCGUUUCUAAAGCUGUGAAUGAAAACAUGAAAAAUAACCAGGAGUUCAUGGUAGAAAUGAACCGGAUAACGCUUGAGAGACAGAUUCAGAUGCAGAAUCAAAUGAGGGAAAGAAUGGUGGCUUUACAGAUUGCCCGAGCUAGAGAAAUGUUGAAUUGGUUUGGCACAUUUUAUGCAAUUGCUGGUGUAGGCAUGCUGACAGGGUUCCGUCACACUCGAAAACCUGGUGUGCUUGUGCCACUUCUACCUCUUACUUUCAUCUUUGGUUAUCAAGUAGAUAUGGCUUAUGGAAACAAACUUCUAAGAAUUAAACAUGAAGCAGAAAAUAUAAUCAAAUUUGAAAGUGAACUACUGGAUUUGCCCAUGAACCUACCAACACUUUCCACAAUAGACAUGGCGAGACAGGUCCAACACGAUAAGCUGCUAAUGCAUUCAGCUGAGCCCCCUUUAUAUUAUUAAACUGUGAUUGUGAAACCUAGUCAGUUUACGUAAA